GCUUUUGGUCUGCAUCAAAACAUAUUCAUCUACGAUUCAUAUGAAUCAUAUCCAUAUAUCCUCAAAACCAACCAAAUUAGAAACUCAAAACAACAAAAAUACAUACACACACAACUUGGUUUUUGUACAUAUAAUCCAUUCAUGAAUUCUUGAAAAUUUAAAAGGGUUUUUGUAUGGUUCACAAACACAACUUCUUUGUACUCAUGUGAUACACACACCUAUAUAUACACUACUAUAUAUUGAUUUCUAUUUCUCUGUUCAAUGGCUGAUGUGAUUAGAUUAUCUUUUAAUUCCUUAAGGCUUUCAUCUUCUUGUUCUUUACUGACAUCUUUGAAUUCUCUGUAUCCUAGUCCAAACCCCAAUCCAAGAUUUUUCAAGAAAAUUGUUAGUGUUGCUGUUAAUUCUUCUUUAUCUUCAACUUGUGAUUUUGUUCCUCAAUUAUCGAAAAUACCCAGAAGGGAUUUGCCAUCUUUUAAGGUACAAGCAACUAUUGCUGAAACUGAUCAGCCAAAAUGGUGGGAAAAAACUGCUGGGCCGAACAUGAUAGACAUUCAUUCGACACAAGACUUUUUGAAUGCUUUGAGUCAGGCUGGAGAAAGACUAGUAAUUGUUGAAUUUUACGGCACCUGGUGUGGUUCUUGUAGAGCACUAUUUCCGAAGCUCUGCAGAACAGCACAAGAACAUCCUGAAAUCAUGUUCUUGAAAGUCAAUUUCGAUGAGAACAAGCCUAUGUGUAAAAAUUUGAAUGUGAGGGUGCUUCCUUUUUUUCACUUCUACCGUGGAGCCGAUGGACAGCUUGAAGCAUUUUCCUGUUCACUUGCCAAAUUUCAAAAGAUUAAGGACGCUAUCCAGAUGCACAAUACAGAUCGCUGCAGCAUUGGACCGCCGAGAGGUGUUGGAGAUCUUAACCUUGAAGCUGUCUCUGCUCCAAAGGAUAAACAAGCGGGCACUUCUUGAAGAUUGAUUUUCUUGAUUCAAGUAUCUGUCUAUAGUUUGUAUCCCUAGUUUUUACUCUGUCACAGUUACAGUGAGAAGGGUUAUAUCUAUUUUUUAUGUAUAUUUGUAGUUUCAUAUGGAAAUAAUAGCAAUCAGAGGUUGUUUA
This is a messenger RNA of Daucus carota subsp. sativus, 1102 nucleotides long. RefSeq names its product thioredoxin-like 2, chloroplastic. Gene Ontology annotation, cellular component: chloroplast. The coding region runs from base 262 to 957 and encodes 231 amino acids. The transcript has 4 exons. The record is from RefSeq and is a predicted model, not a curated record. Lineage: Eukaryota; Viridiplantae; Streptophyta; Magnoliopsida; Apiales; Apiaceae. Gene Ontology annotation, biological process: cell redox homeostasis.